This is a messenger RNA of Coccomyxa subellipsoidea C-169, 653 nucleotides long. RefSeq lists its product as hypothetical. The coding region runs from base 86 to 484 and encodes 132 amino acids. The record is from RefSeq and is a predicted model, not a curated record. The transcript has a single exon. Lineage: Eukaryota; Viridiplantae; Chlorophyta; Trebouxiophyceae; Coccomyxaceae.
GUAGCGUCAGAAAGCUUACAUUUUGCCCCAGCCAUUGUACUCAUUUAUUCAACAUUGCUGGUGAGUUGUCCUUAUCACUUCUAGCAUGAUCUGCCAAGCUCAAGUGUUCUCAAGAUCUGCCAAUCUUCUUGCGUUCAAUAAAUGGCAAUGUGUGUUGAUGCUGCUCUCCAAUGAUUUGGUUCCAAUUGCCUUCACAGCCCGGUGGACCGCUCCGUCGGGAAAACCAGCUGCCCGGACAGUGGACCUGGGGGCGACUGCGAUGCUGAAAAAGACGCAGAUUUCUUCGACCUGCUGUUCAACGAGGUGGUCAAAGUCAACAAGUGAGUCGACUUUGCUAUCCUAUGACAAAAUUUCUCAGCAUCAGGACUGCUACAGCCACAUAGCUCUAGGGCCUGUGAAACCUUCCCCCCAUCCACUAGUAGGAGGCUGUCUCGGUGUGGCCCUUACCAGGCAACGGCUGAUAAGGGCCACGCCCGCUUUGUAGAAGCUUGGCAUUAUCCUUAGAUGACUGCGGAUUUUUGAAGCUCCCAGGACUGCACUGCACAGCUUCGCGGCAGAGCUGUUAGCAUGAGAUGUCACCUUGCGAUUCAUUGCUGUGAAUUUGCUUGUGCUGUAUAUCUUGCAACGUUAAUAAAUAUUGUGCCCAGGCACAC